This is a messenger RNA of Echinops telfairi (small Madagascar hedgehog), 5378 nucleotides long. It is a transcript of the gene GZF1, whose product is annotated as GDNF inducible zinc finger protein 1. Lineage: Eukaryota; Metazoa; Chordata; Mammalia; Afrosoricida; Tenrecidae. Gene Ontology annotation, molecular function: protein binding. The coding region runs from base 1727 to 3997 and encodes 756 amino acids. The record is from RefSeq and is a predicted model, not a curated record. The transcript is spliced from 6 exons. Gene Ontology annotation, biological process: regulation of immune system process; negative regulation of transcription by RNA polymerase II; regulation of cytokine production.
CAAACGGCAUGCCCUUGGAAAUGAACGUCUUCUCCCGGGGAAAGCGACCGGGGGCGGCGGCGGGACAGGUCCAGCGGAGGCCUCGGGCAUUGACUAGGGCUGUUGGGGAGUAAGACCGGGGUCCUUCGAGAAACUCGACUCAUGGAGGUGGCGGCCAGAAUGCUACUUAAUGACUGCGAGAAAGAGGACUUCUAUCCGGCCGGAAAUACCUUUGUCGCCGUCUUCUGUGCCUUCUUUCCCUCGGGUCAGGCAAAUGGGGAAUAGUGCUUGGAAAGCGCUCUGUUGAUUCACCCCGAGGAAUCCUCACCCUGCGUGCAGCGGACGUUCUGCAGAGGCCGCUGGCAGCGGCUGGGGCAAGCAGAGGAUGGUGGCGAGUGUAGGCAUCGCGUCUCCCGAGGGUGGACCUGCAUUCAGUGACAGCUCCUUGGCUAACUUCCAUUCCCCAAUAUAUAGUUCUUAGAAUUUUCACACAGUUAACUGUUGUCUGCUUCAGGUGAAUUGCGCAAACCUCUUAUGUAUUAUUUUGAUAGUUGAACUCUCAGAGGAAGCCUUAUGUCCUUUGUUUUUCGUGUUUUGGGGACAGAUGGUUUCAGUGUGCCAGCUUUUGGCAUAGUGGCUGCGCUGUGGUUGGGCUGUUAGCCGCAAGGUCAGCAGUUCGAACCACACGCCGCCCCAUGGGGGCAGGCGGGACUCUCUACUCCGUGAAAAAUUAGUCAUGGAAACUCACAAACAAGGGCGGUUUGAGCCUAUUGUAAAGGGUCACUAUGAGCUGGCAUUGACUCGUUGGCAGUGAAGCCCAGUGUCAAGAAAGGUGUGAAAAGCAGUGUGCGGACCUUUUCUGACUUUAUCAGCUGCCCAAUACCGAUUUCUGUGAGGUUGAGGUCAGACAUGCCUCCAGCCCUUCGACCUUCCUUACCACUUCUGACACUGAUCAUGCCCUCCAUAGCACCCUCUGCUGCUCAGCCGGGUUCGAUAAUUCAUUGCAAGGGCCAGACCACAGUCAAAAUUGUGGGCUUUAUUAAGGAAGUCAAUAGGUUACAAUUCAGGACCAGACAUUCUCGAUAGUUCUUCCUGCAGACAGGCGUCUCUCUGAUCCUUGGGCAGCGCCUCAGAGUUCUUUUAGUGCUGUCACCACGUGACCAAAGGACACACCACUCCACCAUAAGGCUCAGCCUGAAGGCCCUCAGCUCUUGUUCCUUUGGUUGCCACACCUGGCUUCCCAAUUCAAUACCUGGAGGCAGGUCAUUUCUAACGUGAUCGCUCUGCCUGAAGACACUGCUCUACUUGAUUUGAGGCUUCCAGACCCAUAGUUCUGGCUCAUGCUCACUCUAUUGGUUCUGUUGCUACCACUUCUCUGCCACUUCUGGUGUCACAACUUUCUGCCCCUGGAUGGACAUGCUUUAGUGUGCAGGCAUCUUGGAGUCUAAAGGACACUCCACUGUGGCUCUUCUUUCUUGAUGUCAGUAAGAUACCCCCCUUCCUGCUUAUGAGAUGGUUCAUUUUAUAUCCAGGUGGCUGGCAAAAUUGAACAUUAGAGUCCCCAAAUUUUAAAAUCACAAUUAACCUUGUUAACAGUCACUCGAAACGGAAUCAUAAUCCAUGAGCAUCUUCCUCCACCUUCUCUUACUCAGUCCCAACAGGAAAAAGUUGUUGGGUGGGAGUUAUACAGUGAUGGAUAGAAGAGCUGUAUGAAAUAAUUCACUCAACCACACCCAAGCACAGGGGCAUGGGUGGGACUUUGUUUUCCAGUGAUGUUAAGUUCAGCUGUAGGCAUGUUCAAUUUAAGAUGGCAUGGAAGAUCUGGCUGCAGGUGUUUAAAGGGAAGCUGAUUUUAGAAAGAAGAAAGAUGGAAAGUGGGGCAGUUCUGCUGGAAUCCAAGUCCUCCCCAUUUAACCUUUUGAAUGAAAUGCACCAGUUACGUCUCCUGGGCCACUUGUGUGAUGUGACAGUUAGCGUGGAGUACCAAGGUGUCCGCGAAGAAUUUAUGGCUCAUAAAGCAGUGCUGGCAGCCACCAGCAAGUUUUUUAAGGAAAGGUUUCUUAAUGAAAAUACCGUGGAUGGCACAAGGACUAAUGUCUACUUGAGUGAGGUACAAGUGGUUGACUUCGCUUCAUUUCUUGAGUUUGUCUAUACUGCAAAGGUACAAGUAGAAGAAGAUCGGGUGCAGCGAAUGUUGGAAAUGGCUGAAAAGCUAAAAUGCUUGGACCUAUCAGAAACUUGUUUCCAAUUAAAGAAACAGAUGUUAGAAUCUGUACUUUUGGAGUUGCAGAAUUUCUCAGAGUCCCAGGAAGAGGAAAUGAGCAGUGGCUCCCAAGUCAGUGUUCCUGCCUGUAGGGCAGAUGUAGCCGUGGAUGGUUCUCUUUCCAAUGGCUUUGUGGAUGGUUCAGAUUGCAGCGUAGAGAGAAUCAGCAACGGCAUGCUGCCAGACUUGCCAACAAAGAAAUUCAAGGAGAAACUAGAUAAGAAAAAAGAUGUAGUUAAACCCCCCUACCCCAAAAUCAGAAGAGCCAGUGGAAGACUGGCGGGAAGAAAAGUAUUUGUGGAAAUCCCUAAAAAGAAAUAUACACGACGGUUCCUAGAGGAGCAAAGUAGUGCCCAGGAUGAUGUGGGGGACUACAAAUGUGCCCACGACCAAAGCCCAGACAAUGAGGGAGUAGAGAUGGGACCAGUUACAAUAGGUGUGAGUCCCAAAACAGAGAACUGUAAUUCGGGUGUUGAUUUGGAGGAAAUGAUGCCAAAAGCAGGGGAGGAGGAGGAGGAAGAGGAGGAGGAGGAGGAGGAUGACAAUGAAGGGGAUAAGAAGAGUAACUUUAAGUGUACCACCUGUGAAAAAGCAUUUUUAUAUGAGAAGAGCUUCCUGAAGCACAUCAAGCACCACCAUGGAGUCGCUGCGGAGGUGGUUUACCGCUGUGACACCUGCAGCCAGACCUUUGCCAACCGCUGCAACCUGAAGAGCCAUCAGCGCCACGUGCACAGCAGCGAGCGCCACUUCCCGUGUGAGCUCUGUGGGAAGAAGUUCAAACGGAAGAAGGACGUCAAGAGGCACGUCCUGCAGGUCCAUGAGGGUGGUAGGGAGCGGCACCUAUGCCAGCAGUGCGGCAAGGGCUUGAGCUCCAAGACGGCCCUGCGGGUCCAUGAACGCACCCACACUGGCGACAAGCCCUAUGGCUGCACUGAGUGCGAGGCCAAGUUCUCUCAGCUUUCUGCACUGAAGACCCACAUGAGAAUUCAUACAGGGGAAAAACCUUUUGUCUGUGAUGAAUGUGGUGCAAGAUUCACUCAGAACCACAUGCUGAUUUAUCAUAAAAGGUGUCACACAGGUGAAAGACCUUUUAUGUGUGAAACCUGUGGCAAGAGUUUUGCUUCUAAGGAGUAUUUAAAACAUCACAAUAGAAUCCAUACUGGAUCCAAACCCUUUAAAUGUGAAGUGUGUUUCAGGACCUUUGCCCAGCGGAACUCACUGUAUCAGCACAUUAAAGUUCACACAGGGGAACGUCCCUACUGUUGUGAUCAGUGUGGUAAGCAGUUCACCCAGCUCAACGCUCUCCAACGUCACCAUCGAAUUCACACCGGAGAGAAGCCAUUCAUGUGUAAUGCGUGUGGGCGGACUUUCACGGACAAGUCCACUCUCCGGCGGCACACCUCAAUACAUGAUAAGAAUACUCCAUGGAAGUCUUUCCUUAUUAUUGUAGAUGGCUCACCCAAGAAUGACGAUGGGCACAAGACUGAACAGCCUGAUGAAGAAUAUGGGUCAUCUAAAAUCUCAGAUAAAUUGCUGUCCUUUACAGAAAAUGGCCAUUUUCAUAACCUGACCCCAGUCCAAAGCAGUGUGUCUGUUGUGCAUGAGAACAGAUCAGCAGAUAUGGCCAGCAAGCCAGAUGAUUCCGCGGUGUCUCAGGACUCUUUGCUUGGCACCACCACCAAUGAGCUCGGUGAACUGACGCCACAGACUACUGCGAUGCCCCCCCAGCUUCACCCUCUGACCAACAUGGAGUAAGAGCUUGAAGUUACAUGUCAGGCAGGUCUCAUACAUCUUUGAGUGUGGCAACUACACUCAAGGUGAUGUCAGGGUGAGCUUAGAAAGAAGAGUCCACAAGCAGAGAAUGAUGUGUGUAAGAAUGAUGCCGAUUUUUCCGUUAACUUUGUCAAAACAUCCUUAAAAUUUUCCCUUAAAUCCUGAUCUAAUGGACUGUGAUACGAGUGGUAUAAGCCCCAAUAAAAUGGUUUAAAAAAAAAAGCCUGAUCUAUAUGAUCUCUGCUACACGUUAUCAACAAAAAAGGCAGUUAACAUAACUUCAUCUGAUUCUACAAUAGGCUGUAUGCAUUGAUCAUUUUAAUGUUUGCCUAUCUUAAUAUUGUUGAAGUUUGGAUAUUAUAGCAAGCAUUAUACAACUCAUGAAAUUGCUACUAACAGUCUCCCAAGUCUCAAACUCAUAAACUUCAGUAAGGGUUUCUGAUACUUCUAUACUCUUCCUACCAAGUCUGAGUCCAGGCUGAAAUCCAACUGGGGCUAUGGAUCCUCACGUGUUUCUUUCGUGUCAAAUAGAGGCAAAUCUGAUCUGCUCUGGAAGCCCUUAGCUGGAACUAAGGAAUUACUGUAUUCAUUCCCUUCCUGUUUGUAGACACGAGAAAAAGAAUGACAACUGAACAUACAACAGCUCAGUCUAACCUUUUAAUUCAUAUCACAUCUGUGCAAGGAAAUUUGUCAUAGUCGAGCUUUGUAAUGAGAUGUGGCUGUUCAGUUUCAUUCCCAAAAAUCUGAUUAGGUAAAAGCUAUCCUACCAAAGAGGCUAUGAACAAAACACUGUAACUUUUGUAGUUGUGGAAAAUUAGUGGAGAGGCUAAUUUAGGCUAAUUUAAAUGAUAUGUAGUCAUUUUAAUCACAAUUGAAAAAUGAGGUGAAAAUCUUAAGUGCAUGUAGUAGUAGUUUUGCUAGGUUUUUCCUGAAUUAGUUUCUGUAAUUUCCAGAGACCCAGACCUCAUUUGAUUGCAACAUGAAAGUAAUUACCAUGUAUUUAUGGAAGCAUGCAAGAAUACAGUAAAAGGGACCAAAAAAAAAAAAGCAAGCCUUGGCACAUUCAUCUUCCAUUAUACCUUAAGAGUGGUUGAUUGUGAAGAACCAGUGAUAUUUGUCUUAAAUGCUCCUUUGGCUAUUUCUUGCGGAACAUAUUGCUUAAAAUAAACUCACAAUGAAAAUAUAAUUCUGCUAUAUUUUCUACGCAUGGUUUUUGGUUCAGGUGACUUGGAUUUGGCCAUGUGCUUGUAUGUGCUUUAAUUCACAGGUAACUCAAAACAUUAAGAAAACCUUGAAGGAAUAGAUUUUGCUAAUUGUUUCUUCCCUCCUACAUUUUAAUAUAUUAAACUUGCUGUGAAAAUGA